This is a messenger RNA of Crotalus tigris (Tiger rattlesnake), 1511 nucleotides long. RefSeq names its product arp2/3 complex-activating protein rickA-like. The record is from RefSeq and is a predicted model, not a curated record. NCBI's taxonomy places the organism in Eukaryota, Metazoa, Chordata, Lepidosauria, Squamata, Viperidae. Bases 796 to 1257 code for a protein of 153 amino acids. The transcript has 7 exons.
ACAUUUUUAUGACAUACUGUAGUUCCCACAUUGUGCCAAACUGUGAAUGACCAGAAAAUUAUUUCUGGAAUAAAUCACAAUGGCUGGAUUCACAAAAAAUUGAAGGGAAAAUAUGGCUUGUUUAUAACUUAAUGUGUGAAGUGUAUUGAGUCAAGUACACAAACCAUGUUGUACAGUUUUAUGUAUUUUGUCUAUUAUUCCUAUGGGAUCUUUUCAGAAGAAAAGUUUUGCUACAACCAGUUGUGACUUAUUAAAUAUACCAAUAUUAACAAACAUGGCUUGUAGAGGUUUUGUAUACUGCAAGUAUAUUUGUAUCAACCAGAUGAAUUGAUAAAAGCCUCAUUCCCAAACAACAUUAAAGCAUGCAUUCAGCUCAUAGAUCAUAACUAAACCCAAAUUAAAUGACAUAUAUUAAGCCCAACACCACUUGCAAAAUUUAGGAAUACUAGGACUGGAGAACUUUUUUUAAUUAUAGCUACUAACUACUAAGGUUACUGGCUACUAACACUAAUUGGCAGAAGUACAAAAUAUGUUCCAGGAUUCCCUAUCAUAGAUAAAGAGGGAGCUAAAACUGGUGACCUAAUUAGGAGUUCACAAUUAAGUUUGCUCUAAUUUGCUAGUCACAUAUUCCUUCAGGAAGAACCUCCAUUCCACGAAUUGGAAUUUGAGAUACAAAUAAAAUGAUAAUGCAACAUGUAAAUUAAAAUCUUUGAAGCUUUAUGAUCAUUUUAAACAUCCUUUCCUCAUGCUCAGACGUCAGCAUCGUCAUUUGAAAAGCCUCUUUGGUUUAAAGAUAUGUAUCAACCUCUGGAGGAAAUAAGGAAAAAAGACAUGAUUGAUAAAUUACAUGAUGAAGAGUCCUCAGAAGAGGAAAACAUAUACAAUUGGGCUAGUGCAAGACCUCCAGAAAUCCCUGAGCUUAUUCCUGUGGAAAAACUGGAGCUAAUGCCACCACCAGCACCAGCAGCUGCUGAACCUCCAGCCAAGGCUCCAUCUGAACCUCCAGCUCCAGCUCCAGCUCCAGCUCCAGCUCCGGCUCCAGCUCCAGCUCCAGCUCUGGAGCCUAUUAAAAAGGCCAGCUCAAAGAAAUUGUCUGAAAAAGAGUCUCCCAUGAGUGAAAUUUUUCCAAACACUGAAUCUGAAAAAGAGACUCCCAUCAGCGAAACUCCUCCGAAGACAGACACUUCAGAAACAGAAGAAGAAGGCACUUCAAAGAAAACAAGUUCAGAAGAGGGAGAGGAAGAUGAAGAAGACUAAUCUUACUUAUCUAGAGUACUGUUUAUUAUUAAAUGUUAUAUUAUUAAAUACAUUAUUGUUAUGCACCUUUUAUUGUUAUUCUUAUCUUGAGGUUUAAAAACAUUUCAGAAUAGCCAUUCUCCCAUCUGGAGCAAAUGCUAUUGUGUUGGGCUAAGGUUCCUAUUACUCAUGGCCCUAGUGCAGUGGUUCUCAACCUGUGGGUCGGGACCCCAUUUGGGGUCGAACGACCAUUUCACGGGGGUCACCAAACAACG